UUUUUCUGGCUGCAGCUUAAAGGGCACUUUCUGUUUGUGGAGCAAAGCCUACCACACUAUCAAAAUAUGUAACUGAAGGAUUACAGUAUGACUACCUGUGAUUUUAUUUCUAUAUUCCUGCCUUAAGAAGCAAUGAGUAAAUCUUUUAAGCUAUGUCGAAAGAUUUCUUUUCCAAGAGGCAAUAUAUUCUGCAAUCUCAUUGACAAAAUUGUUAAGAGACCCUCCUUGCAGUUUUUGGGUCAGUGGGGCUAUCACUGCUAUGAACCUAGGAUUUACAGAACAUUGGCAAAAAUUCUGAGGUAUGUCGACUUGGAUGGGUUUGACAUACUACUCACAGAUUAUAUUGCAUUUGUGGAAAAGUCAGGAUACCGUUUUGAACUAAAUUUUAAUCUUGAAUUUACUGAAAUUUGUGUGAAUACAAUUCUGUACUGGGUUUUUGCCAGAAAAGGUAAUCCUGACUUUGUGGAAUUGCUUCUCAAGAAGACAAAAGACUAUGUUCAAGACAGAAGUUGUAACCUGGCAUUGAUAUGGAGAACUUUCACACCAGUAUAUUGUCCAAGCCCAUUAAGUGGCAUCACACCUCUACUUUAUGUGGCUCAGACAAGACAAUCUAAUAUCUUAAAAAUACUCCUGCAAUAUGGAAUUUUAGAGAGAGAAAAAAAUCCUAUUAACAUUGUCUUAACAAUAUUGCUCUACCCUUCGAGAGUGAGAAUAAUGGUUGAUCAUGAAUUGAUUGACAUCCAGGAAGAUGCCAAAACAUGUUUAGUGCUAUGUUCCAGAGUACUUUCUACCAUUUCAAUCAGGGAAAUAGAGACGCAGCUGAGUUUAGGAAGACGUCCAAUUAUUUCAAAUUGGUUGGAAUACAUUCCCUCAACAAGAUACGAGGACCCAUGUGAACUACUACAUCUUUGCAGAAUAACCAUCAGGACUCAACUAUUGAACAACAAUGUGCUCCCAAAUGGAAUAUUUUCACUUCUAAUUCCUGUUCGUCUACAGAACUACCUGAAUUUAGAAAGCUAAUAUGCAUCUUUACAAGUACUUUAAAGAUGCUCAUCAUUUACAGCUUAAAAGUUAAUAAACUAUUAACCUCAUGUAA
Messenger RNA from Castor canadensis (American beaver), 1096 nucleotides. It is a transcript of the gene Asb17, whose product is annotated as ankyrin repeat and SOCS box containing 17. The record is from RefSeq and is a predicted model, not a curated record. Lineage: Eukaryota; Metazoa; Chordata; Mammalia; Rodentia; Castoridae. Gene Ontology annotation, biological process: intracellular signal transduction.